Mus caroli (Ryukyu mouse) is the source of this 1170-nucleotide messenger RNA. RefSeq names its product H-2 class II histocompatibility antigen, E-D beta chain. The record is from RefSeq and is a predicted model, not a curated record. Lineage: Eukaryota; Metazoa; Chordata; Mammalia; Rodentia; Muridae. Gene Ontology annotation, biological process: antigen processing and presentation; immune response. Gene Ontology annotation, cellular component: MHC class II protein complex; membrane.
GAAUAAAGUUACAGUCUGAAGCUUGCCUUCCCCUCUGACUCCUGUGUCUCCUCUCCUGCAGCAUGGUGUGGCUCCCCAGAGUUCCCUGUGUGGCAGCUGUGAUCCUGUUGCUGACAGUGCUGAGCCCUCCAGUGGCUUUGGUCAGAGACACCAGACCACGGUUUUUGGAAUACUCUACAUCUGAGUGUCAUUUCUACAACGGGACGCAGCGCGUGCGGUUUCUGGAAAGAUUCAUCUACAACCAGGAGGAGAACUUGCGCUUCGACAGCGACGUGGGCGAGUACCGCGCGGUGACCGAGCUGGGGCGGCCAGACGCCGAGAACUGGAACAGCCAGCCGGAGAUCCUGGAGCAAAGGCGGGCCGCGGUGGACACGUACUGCAGACACAACUAUGAGAUCUCCGAUAACUUCCUUGUGCCGCGGAGAGUUGAGCCUACAGUGACUGUGUACCCUACAAAGACGCAGCCCCUGGAACACCACAACCUUCUGGUCUGCUCUGUGAGUGACUUCUACCCUGGCAACAUUGAAGUUAGAUGGUUCCGGAAUGGCAAGGAGGAGAAAACAGGAAUUGUGUCCACGGGCCUGAUCCGAAAUGGAGACUGGACCUUCCAGACGCUGGUGAUGCUGGAGACGGUUCCUCAGGCUGGAGAGGUUUACACCUGCCAGGUGGAGCAUCCCAGCCUGACCGACCCUGCCACGGUCGAGUGGAAAGCACAGUCCACAUCUGCACAGAACAAGAUGUUGAGUGGAGUUGGGGGCUUCGUGCUGGGCCUGCUCUUCCUGGGAGCAGGGCUGUUCAUCUACUUCAGGAAUCAGAAAGGACAGUCUGGACUUCAGCCAACAGGACUCCUGAGCUGAGAUGAAGUAACAAGGCUGAAGGAAGGAGUUCCCCCCGUGUCUCCAUGCCAUGAAAACAUGUCCUGCUUGGCCCACAUUCCUCCAGAGACACUGCUCUCCCAGGACCUGGCUCCUCCUCAUUCUCCACCCUGGAGAUCUGUGCUCCUGAUGGCUGCUUAUCCCUGACCCAGGCCUUGCAGCUCCCAGGACAGAGGCCCCACUCUUCACAUCCCCUGUCCCCUUUUGUCCCUUGCCUUUUGUCUGGCACUUCUGAGCCAGUCUGCUGUCAUAUGCGUUCUUACAUUUUUCUCAAAUAAACAAAGAAUGAAAGUCA